Molecule: messenger RNA, 981 nt
Organism: Alternaria atra
Lineage: Eukaryota; Fungi; Ascomycota; Dothideomycetes; Pleosporales; Pleosporaceae
Exons: 2
Coding region: 1-981 (326 amino acids)
Biological process (GO): D-ribose metabolic process
Molecular function (GO): ribokinase activity
Source: RefSeq, a predicted model, not a curated record
AUGUCUUCCAAACCAGCAGUCAUAUCUGUAAUCGGCUCCCUCAACGUCGACCUUGUAACCCGCACACCCCGCGUCCCCGUCGGCGGUGAAACCCUAACCAGUGAAUCCUUCAGCAUUGGCUGGGGCGGAAAAGGCGCCAAUCAAGCUGUCGCAUGUGCCCGGCUCUCUCGCACCAAAAGUCAAGCUUCGUCGUCUCAGGUUUCCGAUGUCGAAGUGCGUAUGGUGGGUGCAGUGGGUGACGAUGAAUUCCACGAGGGCUUUCUAAAAGCUCUACGGGAAGAUGGACUGUCGACAGAAAAAGUACAGAUCUUGAAGGGAAAGAAGACCGGUGUUGCUGUUAUCAUCGUUGAAACUGGGUCCGGCGAGAACAGGAUUAUGUUUUGUCCUGGGGCGAACGGGGAUGUAAAGGUUGAAGAUCUUGUUGACGAGGAUGCCGGUGUUGCGCUUUUCCAGCUCGAACUGCCGUUGGAGGUUGUGUUGCAUAAUAUGAAGACGGCGAGGGAGAAGGGCGUUGAGACUGUUAUCAAUCCCGCGCCUGCGAUUCCGUUGCCCGAUGAAGCGUAUCAUGGAUUAGGUCACCUUAUUGUUAACGAGACUGAGGCGGUGAUUCUGUCGGGAAUCGAGAAGCCGAGUUCAUGGGAUGAGGUUGCGGCUGUGUUUAUUGCGAGGGGGGUUAAGAAUGUUAUUAUUACGCUGGGUGGCGAGGGUGUAUUCUAUAAGACUUCGAAACAGCAGGAGGCAUCUCAGCAAGGUCACAUUGUACCAGCACGUAAAGUCAAGGUUGUCGAUACCACAGCCGCAGGCGACACUUUUGCUGGCGCAUACACAGUGGCCGUCGCACGCUGGAAAGCUAUGGCCCAAGGAGCAGAUUUUGAUCUUGAUGCUGCGAUUGCGCAUGCAAACAGGGCGGCUUCUAUGACGGUGCAGAGGGCGGGUGCGCAGUCGAGUAUACCGUGGGCAGACGAAGUACCAGAGUCAUAA